CUUUGUUGUAAGCCCAGGACAGCAGAGUUUGCUGCUCCCCACCAGCCUUGCAGAGUUUGGACUGAUCACUAGGGAGGCAGCAGAAAGAGAAACUCGGUUCGAACUUUGCCUGGAGCCUUUGGUCUCCCCCUCUUCCCAAAUUAAGAAGGAGAGGGACGUUUACCUGCCCUCUGCUGCACUCCAAGGGCUCCCCUAUGAAAGCGAUUUGCUGGAUCCUGGCAGGUUUUUACCUGCUUUUCUGCUGCAAAGCAGAAGAGGGACUGAACUUCCCCACUUACGAUGGGAAAGACCGAGUAAUAGACCUGAACGAGAAGAACUACAAGCAGGCCCUGAAGAAAUAUGACAUGCUCUGCCUGCUCUUCCACGAGCCCGUGAGCUCUGACAAGGUCUCCCAGAAGCAGUUCCAGAUGACAGAGAUGGUUCUGGAGCUGGCAGCUCAGGUCCUGGAGCCCAGGAGCAUUGGCUUCGGGAUGGUGGACUCCAAGAAGGAUGCCAAACUUGCCAAAAAGCUAGGCUUGGUUGAAGAGGGAAGUCUCUAUGUCUUUAAGGAGGAGCGGUUGAUUGAAUUUGACGGGGAACUGGCCACGGAUGUAUUGGUGGAAUUCCUCUUGGAUGUAAGCAUAGAUAAGCUCAGAGCUAGACAAAGCCUCUCAGAGAAGACCUUGAAAAUACUUUGCUAAAAAACAUGAGUUUAUUUUGAUUUGAAAUUCCAUCCCUGUUCGCUACACACUGGUAGAGAUGACAUUUUCCAGCUUCCCAAAUACUUGUCUGACCAUGAGUUCCCAGGAAAGCUGGUACCUUUAUAUGGCACCAACUACUUA
Pelecanus crispus (Dalmatian pelican) is the source of this 821-nucleotide messenger RNA. NCBI's taxonomy places the organism in Eukaryota, Metazoa, Chordata, Aves, Pelecaniformes, Pelecanidae. The record is from RefSeq and is a predicted model, not a curated record.